AUGCCGCCUCAAGAACCUCUCUCCUCUCAUUCCCAACAUCGUUCCGUCAAGAGCCGAAUCGCUCGCUACUUGAGACGCACCACAUUGUCGUCAUUUGCUGUACUCGCCAGCCAGAUUAGCACCACCAGCAACUCCCAAGUACAAGACGUAUGCUCGUCAACGACGUUUGAAGUAGCAUCAUCAUCAUCAUCAUCAUCAUCCGACGAUAAUAAGCAGCAAGAGCAACCAUGCUUAUGCCGACAAGGAAGCGAGACAACCCAUUCACUACGCGCACGUAGCAACACCACAGGCGGGAGUUAUGCUAUGCUACCGAUCGAUGAGGGAUUCCAUCAGUCUCAACAAAAGUUAUUCUCCAGCACUGUCUCCAAGGAAGAGGAGGAAAAGAGUGGUGAUGCAUAUAAAUAUGAUGUCUUGGAUCGAUUACCUGUCGAGCUGUCUCAAUGCAUUCUCCGCCACUGUGAUUUUGAAACAAUUCUUGUACUCAGCUUGGUGUCACGUCGAUGGCAUUUCCUUUGCUUGGAUCGUAUCUUGUGGCGUAAUUUAUACAUUCACCAUCCACGUUGGCCUUCUGCUGAGAAAUAUCGAAGGAAAAGGGAGCAACAUGAGGACGAUGAUACCAUUGAUUAUCGACAACUCUAUCGAGAACGCUUUCUACUGGAUCGACGGUGGGCAUCAGGCGACAAAAGAAUGAGUGUCAUUGAAGGCCAUGCUGAUAGCAUCUAUUGUGUACAAUUCGAUUCCAGCAAGAUUGUUACUGGUAGUCGUGAUCGGUCCAUCAAGUGCUGGGAUCAUCAAGGUCGAUGUUUGCGUACAAUGACAGGGCACUAUGCCAGCGUGCUUUGUUUGCAAUACGAUGACGAUAUCAUGGUGUCAGGUUCAUCCGAUCAUACAAUUCUGGUAUGGGAUAUGCGUACAUUUCAAGUCAUUCGACGUCUUCGUGGACAUGCUUCAGGUGUACUCGACGUAUGCUUUGAUGACAAGAUUAUCGCAAGUUGUUCCAAGGAUGCUACUGUAAGGUUAUGGUCACGUGAAGAUGGUCGAUUGAUUCGCAUUUUGCAUGGUCAUCGGGGUCCUGUGAAUGCUAUCCAAUUUCGCAACAAUCGCCUUGUAUCUGCUUCUGGUGAUGCGAUCAUCAAGCUUUGGGACAUGAGGACUGGACAAUGUUUACGCGACUUUGCAGGGCACACGCGCGGGCUCGCUUGUAUCCGUUUUGACGGUCAUCGAAUUGUCAGUGGUAGUAACGAUAAUAAGAUCAAGGUGUGGAAUGCUGAAACGGGCGAAUGCAUUUUGACUUGUUCAGGGCAUACGGGACUUGUACGCGCCUUACAUUUUGAUCAAGACAAGAUCGUGAGUGGCAGUUACGACCAAAGCAUACGUGUAUGGGAUAUUCGUACAGGAGCACAAUUACAUCAUUUUGAGGCAUGUCAUUCGAGUUGGGUGUUUGAUGUGAUGUUUGACGAGACAAAGAUCAUAAGUACAAGCCAAGACCAAAAGAUUGUCAUUAUGGAUUUUGCACAUGGCAUGGAUACCCAACAUAUUAUUUGA
This is a messenger RNA of Lichtheimia ornata, 1545 nucleotides long. RefSeq lists its product as uncharacterized. The record is from RefSeq and is a predicted model, not a curated record. The transcript has 5 exons. Gene Ontology annotation, biological process: proteasome-mediated ubiquitin-dependent protein catabolic process; ubiquitin recycling. Gene Ontology annotation, cellular component: nucleus; cytoplasm. Bases 1 to 1545 code for a protein of 514 amino acids. Lineage: Eukaryota; Fungi; Mucoromycota; Mucoromycetes; Mucorales; Lichtheimiaceae. Gene Ontology annotation, molecular function: ubiquitin binding.